This is a messenger RNA of Echinostoma caproni, 447 nucleotides long. Lineage: Eukaryota; Metazoa; Platyhelminthes; Trematoda; Plagiorchiida; Echinostomatidae. The record is from the annotation of a GenBank genome assembly.
AUGCUCUUCCUCUGUUAUUUCUUCACCACAGAAUCAAAUGCUUCCAUCUUAUCCGACGAGGAUAAAGCCGAGGUCGAUCUACGCUCAAUUUACGUUGGAAAUGUUGAUUAUGGGUCUACCGCUGAUGAGCUCGAAGCCCACUUCCGUGCUUGCGGCCCGAUUAAUCGUGUAACCAUCUUAUGCAAUAAAUACACAGGUCAACCUAAGGGUUUCGCCUACAUUGAAUUCGACACACGUGAUGCUGUCGAGGCAGCAAUGGCUCUCGACGAUUCCUCCUUCCGUAAUCGCCAACUCAAAGUUCUUCCGAAGCGGACCAAUGUACCUGGCAUGUCUUUGACCAAUCGACCUCCGUAUUUACGUGGACGUGGUCGAGGUCGAGGACUUCCUGGCGGGUAUCGUCCAGUCUAUUAUGGUGGUGGCCGAAUGCGUUUUCCACGUACACGGUAA